This is a messenger RNA of Symbiodinium natans, 3690 nucleotides long. The record is from the annotation of a GenBank genome assembly. Lineage: Eukaryota; Dinophyceae; Suessiales; Symbiodiniaceae.
AUGGCCGCGUUUGCGGCGGGCGAUCGUGUCGCCUACCAGAACGAACAGGGGAGAUUGCUGCAUGGCACCGUGCGCUUCGUCGGAACGACCUUUACACCUGGCGAUUGGCUCGGGUUGGAGUUGGAUGAGAAGGCAGGCAAAAACGAUGGCUCCUUCAGGGGGAAGGCGUACUUUCAGUGUGAGCCAGAGUACGGCUUGUUCGUCCUCUCCAAUUCCUGGUCACUGCGCAAGUUGGAGGUCCGAGACUCUUCAUCCCCCGCUCCGGCAGUCCUCCGAAAUCCUGGAAUUCUCCCGGCAGCCUCCAAACCGGACCUACGAGUCGAGGCCGGCCUGAAGAGCCCAGAGGAGAAGGCACAUGCCAGCUUCGCCUCGGAGUUGGAUGCCCUGCACCGGCUCCUUUGCAACAAGGUCCUUGAGGUGUCGGCCUCCCUGGAAAAUCUCCAGGUGCAUGUCACGGAGCAGACCCAGAAGAAGGUGGAGCGCGUGGGGGAAGAGCUGGAAGAACGAAUGAUGAAGAUGCUCGAGAAGGCUGCGGAGCGCUUCUCCGGCGCCCUGCAUGCCCAGCUCUUUCAGGAGGCCGGCACCGAGAAAGGGCGUGCGUCCAAGGAAGAGAAGGAGCCUGGCGAGAACAAAGGCAAACAGCAGCCGGACUCGGAGGGCGAUGCCAACAAGGACAAGGGGCAUCCGCCGAAGGAAUCGCUCCGCAAGAAGUUUGGCCUUGCCGACGGUGGCUACGACGAACGUGUCGCCGCAUUGGAGGAUGCCGCCAACACAGAAGCAAAGUACGCGAAGGCGCUGGAGCUGUCUGGCGGAGAGCAAGCACUUCGAAAGUACACGCAAAUGAGCGAGGAGCUGCAGAAGAAGUACGGCCUCCACGAAGCGCACCGGGCGCUGCUCCCGCCCGGCGAGCGCAACGCCCGCAGCAUUAAGGUGAACUUCCAGCCAUUCUUCCGAACGCUGCCCGAGCUCUUCCAGUUUGCCGAAGAGGAGAAGCACCACUUCUUCGACCUGGUCAAGAAGGUGGCCAAGGCCACGAACGGGACCUACGCGGAGCCGCCGCUGAAAGGAGAAGAGCGCUGCAUCUCCAAAGCGAAGUUCAAGUAUGUGGACAGCGCCGGCAGGGUCGAAUGGCACCGGCUCACGGACAUCGUGCGUGACACCCUCAUCUUCGAGAAUUUGACAGACAUGUACGCGGGCCUUCAGCUGAUCGAGCAGGACCGAAGCGUGGAGAUCGUGGAGCUGAACGACAGGUUCCAGAAGAGCCUGGACGGCGGCUACCGCGACCUCCAGCUCACGGUUCGCGUAGGGAGCGGGCUCAUGUGCGAGCUGCAGAUGAAUACGAAGUUCUUCCUCUACGUGAAGGAGACGAGCGGCCACCGUACCUUUGAGGUCAAGCGCCAGUUGGUGGCCGACGUCACAGCCAAUGACACGGGCGGUACUACUAAGACUCUGGAGUGGGCUGCCAAGCAACCAGAGGCUCUGCAGGAUGUCUUGGCUGAGCGCAAGUCGCCCCUGCUGCACGUCGCGGCCGCGAAGGGAAACUCUGACCUGGUGAGCCUGUUCCUCCAGCGCCGCGCCGAUGUCAACCUGACAGAGGACAAGACUGGGCGAACCGCCUUGCAUGAGGCGAUGUACCAAGGCCGCUCUUGCGCCGCGUGGGCGCUGAUCACGGCCGGUGCUGAACUAGAUACAAAGGACACUGAGCACCACACGGCUCUGACACUCGGCCGUCUCGUGCAAAGAAUGUUCCCUGAGAGCGAGCCGGUUGCAAGGUGCGUGUGCAUGCUGUCACAAAGGAUGGGCGUGCAGGAGCUGCAGCUCUCGACAAAGGCCUUCGAAGAGGAGGUGCGCCGCCGGCUGAUGAACAGCUCCGAGUUGGUGACGCUGGCGUUCGACGGCGACGAGGCCAAGGUCCUCGAGAAGCUCCGGGACUGGAAAGACCCCGAGAGCCAGAACACGGAGGGCCAGCGGCCCUUGCACCAGGCUCUUGCGAGAGGCCACCUGAAGGUGGCAAGGCACCUGAUGCUCUACAAGGCCGAUGUUUGGCAGAAGGCGAACGGCCGAACCGCGGUUUCCGUGGCGCUGGAGCACCCCGAUGGCCUGCAGCUCCUCAUCGACGCGCACAAGGAUGAUGAGGACGCUUCCGACCUGAUGUCAGGAAGCAGCGAGGCCCUCUUCCGCGCCGCGCAAAAGCUGAAGGAGAUGCGGGAGGCUGCGCAGCCGGAUGCUGACGACCAGGGCGGCGUGCCGGCGCUGCACCUGGCCGCCGCCACGGGCGACGUGGAAGUCCUCAGGGAGCUGCUGGACAAGGGCCAGGACAAGGAUGCCAAGGACCACAAAGGUGUGGAGCUCAGCUUCCGGCGCACGCUCCACCCAUGUCCGCGACAAGCGCUCCGAGGCUACACGGCCCUGAUGGUGGCUGCCAGGCAUGGCAGGGUGGAGUGCUUCACGGAGCUGCUCCAGCGCGACGCGGACAAGGAGGCCCGUGACGAAGAUGGCCGGACGGCGCUGAUGCUCGCUGCCGAUUGUGGCAAGCGAGACUGCCUGGAAGCGCUCCUGCAAGCGGGAGCGGACAAGGAGGCCCGUGACGAAGAUGGCCGGACGGCGCUGAUGCUCGCUGCCCAGUUUGGCCACCGAGACUGCCUGGGAGCGCUCCUGCAAGCGGGAGCGGACAAGGAGGCCCAUAACCAGUGGGGCCGGACGGCGCUGAUGCUCGCUGCCUUUAAUGGCAAGCGAGACUGCCUGGAAGCGCUCCUGCAAGCGGGAGCGGACAAGGAGGCCCGUUGCGAACGUGGCCGGACGGCGCUGAUGCUCGCUGCCUUUAAUGGCAAGCGAGACUGCCUGGAAGCGCUCCUGCAAGCGGGAGCGGACAAGUCGUACACCCGACGCCGCGGGAUCCUCCUUUUCGUGGUUGACAGCGUUUCUGCAUGCGUGGUCGGGAUUGAGCCGGGGAGAGGCAAGACGGCGCUGGAUGAGGCGGCUGACGAGGAGUGCAGGCAGAUCCUGAGGCCGGCGCUGCACCGGGCUGCCGCCGCGGGCGACCUGGCGGCCCUCAAAGAGCUGCUGGACCAGGGACAGGACAAGGAGGCCCGUGGCGAACAUGGCCGGACGGCACUGAUGCUCGCUGCCUAUUUUGGCCAGCGAGAAGGCCUGGAAGCGCUCCUGCAAGCGGGAGCGGACAAGGCCCGCGCCGGCGUGCCGGUGUUUGCGCGGGGGGGAAGGGGGGAAGGGGUUGUGGAAGCUGACAGCUUCAGCUGCCGGAGACAUUUUCCACGCUCCCUUUCUGCCGGAAUCCCGCAACCCCAGCUUGACCGCAGCAUAAAUGCACCAGUAAGCUGGAAGUGGAUGUUGAGUCAGGCCGGGGCGAAACCCUGCAACCCCGGUCCUGCCAGUGCAAUCCUCCUGAGAGCAUUCUGUGAAAUCUGGGCCAGGCAAGCACACACACUUUUUCCAUACCAGUUGGACAAUUUGGAGAACUUCUCAUCGCAAGCAGGGCUGCAGUUUUGCAUUUUCGAGCACAUCCUUGUCUGUAAAGGACUUGACUUGGCUGGUACAACCCUGAAUCGCUUCAAACUGGAUUGGGAGCCCCUCAUGUUGCGCAGCCACCCGGACCUGGGAUAUGCCCCCCCAAUGACAGACGAAAAUGACUGGCCAUGCAGUCUCCAGCGGAUCCACGUUUGGGGGUUCUGA